AUGACUUUCUCAAAGAUCUCUGCAACUUUUUCCUCCUCCACCUUUCAUUUUGUUCUUAUUUCACCAUCCUUUCGAUUACUUUAUCCUCCAUUACGAUUAUUUUGGUUCGACUUCCCUCUCAGUCUUUCGUUCGGUUCCUUUUUCGUUCCCCACCCUACAUUCGGUUCGUCUUUAAAAUCUCACAUUUUAUUUAGCUGGGGAAGCUUUUUUCUUUCGAAUUCUGUCUCUUCCUUGAUCUUUCACUCGGGACUCUUUCCUAUUGCAUCACCUUUUCAGUUCUUCGUUUCAUUAUUUCAAAACCUUUGCAUCAGUGAAUUUUCGUUUUGUUCCUCUUUUCUAUUCAAUCUUUCAUUUAAACCUCCCUCCCUUCCUUCCUUCCUUCCUUCCUUCCUUUUCAUCCUUCCUUUUCCUUCCUUCCUUCCUUCCUUCCCUUUCAUCCUUCAUUCCUUCCCUCCUCUUCCUUCCUUUUCAUCCUUCCUUUUCCUUCCUUCCUUCCUUCCUUUUCAUCCUUCAUUCCUUCCCGCCUCUUCCGUCAUUCCUUCCCUCCUCUUUCUUCCUUCCUUCCUUCCUUCCUUCCUUCCUUCCCUUUCAUCCUUCAUUCCUUCCCUCCUCUUCCUUCAUUCCUUCCCUCCUCUUCCUUCCUUCCUUCCUUCCUUCCUUCCUUCCUUCCUUCCUUCCUUUUCCUCCCUUCCUUCCUUCCCUUUCAUCCUUCAUUCCUUCCCUCCUUUUCCUUCCUUCCUUCCUUCCUUCCUUCCUUCCUUCCUUCCUUCCUUCCUUUUCAUCCUUCAUUCCUUCCCUCCUCUUCCUUCCUUCCUUCCUUUUCAUCCCUCCUCUUCCUUCCUUCCUUCCUUCCUUCCUUUUCAUCCUUCAUUCCUUCCCUCCUUCCUUCCUUUUCCUCCCUUCCUUCCUUCCCUUUCAUCCUUCAUUCCUUCCCUCCUUUUCCUUCCUUCCUUCCUUCCUUCCUUCCUUCCUUCCCAAUCUUUUUCGUUCCUCUUCUGA
Messenger RNA from Acanthosepion pharaonis, 999 nucleotides. Lineage: Eukaryota; Metazoa; Mollusca; Cephalopoda; Sepiida; Sepiidae. The record is from the annotation of a GenBank genome assembly.